Molecule: messenger RNA, 2441 nt
Organism: Cherax quadricarinatus
Lineage: Eukaryota; Metazoa; Arthropoda; Malacostraca; Decapoda; Parastacidae
Source: RefSeq, a predicted model, not a curated record
GUGCCCAUAGUAAUAAUGCUUUCCAUUCCUACAGAAGCUCAGGGAAACUGCGAGAUCCCGUUCCUGCUACGAGGCACGUGGUUCAGCUUUGAGAAGGGUCACAACACCAUCACGGAUAUUGACGACACAACCAUGUCGGGCUUUGGACAAUGUGUUGCUAUUAAGGUAUACCGCAACGACUACAAGGCUCUCCUCUUCCGCUCCAGCGAUUGUUUCUUCUGUGUCCGCUUCCACAUUCGCACCGUGAACGUCCUGGAGAAGAGUGCUACUGAUGCACAACAACAUAUCCCCGUCGUACGUGACAACAAGCCGUCGCUGGAUGAGGCGUGCGCAGAGCUCGACCGGAAUCAGGGUCUCAUUACCAUGUUUAACGAGAACUACGUUCCCAAAAACUGCCGCUCAGCCAUUGAAGGCGUCUGGCAGUUCGCUUACCAGAACAGAUUCAGUUUCACUGGAGAGUGCAACAGUCCAGAGGCAAAGAUUCAGUCGUGCCAGGAACCUGGCAACCAGUUUCUCAUUGCCAACCAGAAGUUCAAUAUUAGCUUCAAAAAAUGUGAAGGGAUCAAGGAAUCCUUCACUGGAAUCAAGGAAUUCUCCUGCCUGGGUGACUGGUUCAUUGGAAAGAACCACUUCUUCGCGGUGGCUAACACCAAGGAGUCACGGAAGGAUGAAAAAUAUCGCUGCUUCGUCAGGAACAGGGACGACGACCUGUACAUGGGCCACUCAAUUACUCCAGAGUGCUCAGUUCUAAAGACCCCAGAGAACAGCCCCUUCAGGUUUCGGAUGACCCCUGUCAAGCAGGAGACGGUGAAUGCUGGGUGUCUGUUGCCUAAAAACUUCAGCGGAGAGUGGAUGAACACAGCCCAUACGGAAGCCGACGUCUUCAUCAACCAAACACACAUCAUUGAGACGACUUACCCUGAUGAAGGGCGCUUCAGGAGGACCAUCUACGUAUGCAGGGAACAGCGGGACAACAGAUACAUGAUGGCCAGGCUCAACAUUGACGGCUGUCAGAAGGAUUACGUAUGCUUCGAGUUCGUGCCCCGUCACCACAAUAUUAUUAGGUUCCGAAAGGGUCUGGAAAUGAUUCGGGAGGACUUUUCCACCGUCUGUUCGUACCUCCAGUUUAAGAGUGGCAGGGAGUGGAGGUACGACCUUUUGCUAGCUAAGGACCCGGUGGCCGUCAAGUGCCCUGUCGCUGGAAAAUUUAACUUCACGCAGAAGGGAGAGUUGUUGUUCGAGACGCGGAUCCUCGGGGGUGUCACCAAGUCCCCUUGGGAUAACAUCUCUUGCAGGGAGAACAUCUCUGACCUCUCCGUCUGUGACACCGACCAGAAGGAGAUCUGGAUCGACGCACAUUACUGCAUUAGUGUGGAUGCUUACGGCAGACACAUAGAUAUUUAUACUGAUCCUGACUACAAGCUCAAGUGUGCUGGUUACUGGAAAGAAAAUCUCAGGUCGUACCUCAUCACUUACGAUGAACUCGACCCAUAUUCAAAGUACAGGUGCUGGGUAAGUACAGGACUGGCAGAGUACAGGUGCUGGGUAAGUACAGGACUGGCAGAGUACAGGUGCUGGGUAGGUACAGGGCUAGCAGAGUACAGGUGCUGGGAAAUACAGGACGACCGCUGCCCUAUGCACUUUGACGACGGUUCCAAUCCCUGGAAGGAGCCAGGCGCCAGUGUGCAUGUCUUCCAGUUCACGGCUGGCACCGACAUCUUCAGUGCAUCUUUCCUAACAACACUCAUUGCCGUCUUCAUCAGUUGGCUGCUCUCCCUGAAGACCUGAGAAGAAAGAAUGUGCAUGAAUGAGAUCUGUGAUGAUGUAUAACAUUCAAAAACUGUAGAUUUCGUGUAAAAGCUUAUGUUGAAUGUGUGUGUGUGUGUGUGUGUGUGUGUGUGUGUGUGUGUGUGUGUGUGUGUGUGUGUGUGUGUGUGUGUGUGUGUGUGACAUUGUUAACCAGAGCAUAGAUGCUGUUGAAUGUCUUAAUUACACUGGAAUGAAACUGUUUAUAAAUGGUGACACUUGGGCUUAAAUUUAAUGUAAAUAAGAAAUAAGGUAUAGAAUUAAGUAUAAAUAUAAGCAGUAAAUCUUUAUUUUUAAAGUGCAGAAUAAUUUAAGAGGAAUAGACCAAACUGGUGUUAGAGCUAGGAUGAAAAUAUACAAGACAAGCUUGGAAAGUUGGCGAGUAGUAGUCAGCUUCACAAUAAUCCUUCGAGAAUUGAAAGGCAUAUGUUUGUUCACGAGAUGUAUUAUUUUAUUGUGUAUAACAUUCCUCAUUUCUUAUUUCUGUUUAAGUAAAUUCAUCAGUCAAGACCCUCGAAAUUUGUAAGACAGUCUGUCCUAGGACUAUGCAACACUGACGUUCCAAUAAUGUCAUCCGCCAUCUUUGCUCCAUAAAAUGUUACUACUGGACGCAAAAUAAAAACGCACAGUUUAAA